This is a messenger RNA of Cajanus cajan (pigeon pea), 751 nucleotides long. RefSeq names its product copper ion binding protein. The record is from RefSeq and is a predicted model, not a curated record. NCBI's taxonomy places the organism in Eukaryota, Viridiplantae, Streptophyta, Magnoliopsida, Fabales, Fabaceae. Gene Ontology annotation, cellular component: respiratory chain complex I.
GAGUAGUUCCAAACGGUGCCGUAUUUAAACCCUCAACCUCGAGGGAAAGGCCUUAAGCGCCUCACCAACAAGGCAACAAGAAACACGACUCAUUCACACUCACACAUUUCUUCUGCUUCGUCGGAACCCUCACUUCGUUCUCCACCGAACCCUCUCUGAAGGGAAGGAAAUAGAAGCAACUGCAAUGGCUACACGGGUGGCUGCAAGGUACGGAUCUAGAAGGCUGUUUAGCAGUGGCUCUGGAAAAAUACUCAGCGAGGAGGAAAAAGCUGCAGAGAAUGCUUACUUUAAGAAAGCUGAGCAAGAGAAGUUGGAGAAGCUUGCUCGCAAGGGUCCUCAACCAGAAGCAGCAGGGUCGGGGGCUUCAGUAACUGAUGCCAAACCAAGUGGCUCAGGACAUACUGGAACAUCAGCUGACAGAGUUUCAACUGACAAGUACCGGAAUUAUGCAGUUGUAGCUGGUACAGUAACAAUUCUUGGGGCUUUGGGGUGGUAUCUUAAAGGCACUGCAAAGAAGCCAGAAGAGCAGGAUUGAGCAUCUCAGCGGUGCAUGUUCUGAUUUUGUAUUGGUUGCAGUAGUUGCACAAAAAUAAAUGACCACACCAACUCUGUUUUUAUUCCAUCGUACUAUUAUCAUGAAUUACUUUAAUAUUUCAUGUUUUACAUGUCACCUUUAUCUUCUUGAUGCUACUUAGCAUGACAGGCGUCAAAUUUGUUUUCACUAAUCACUAGUCGUUUAAACUUCAAAUGC